GUUUCUUAGGGCCCUUCCAAAGUGAAAUAUCCAUUUCUCAUGGCGCUUUCAGUUCUGCAUAGAGAGUUAUCCGUUUCUUAGGCCACUAAAUUUUUGUUUUUGGUUUCCGGUGUAGCUCGUUUCGCUGUGCCCUUCUCAGUGUUCUGAGCGUUGCAGCUAUUUCAAGUGUAGUACGAUUUUCAAAAAUUCCACUUUGGAUGCGCCCUACUCCUUUCUCGCAGCCCUUCCUCUUGCUAAGGCUAGAUUCCUACGCCGCGUAAUACAACCUAACAGGAGGCUAUUUACGGGAUUUAUCGUUACACAUCAGCAAGAAUCCGCCAGCUUGUCAAAUACCAUGCCGUGAACAUCUGACACGAGGUGAGCUGACACGGCGUAGGAAUUUAUAAAUCGCAAUCGUUACUUCCUGAGACUACCUGGUCCGUUUCUGCGUGUGGGUUCCCUUGGACGUCCCGCACCAGCUACGCGAAGCAUCGCCCUCUUUCAGCAAACCUUAUAAAGUCCGACUCGCCCCGAACUAGAGCCGUGCAGUGGAGCUCAGAGCAGUGCGACAGGAGCUGUCGCACCUUGGCAGCAGCGUCGAGCUGACGAAGCUUCCAGGACCCUCCGCAAUGAGCGGCGGGCAAGGCGCGGACGCCGGGGAGGCCGUGCUCCUCCUGGCUCUCCCGCACGUGCGGCUCUUCAACGACCUCGUGGCCUUACAGCGCGUAUCGCGCUCCCUCCAUAACGCGAUUCGCGACUCGCCCUGCUUCUGGCUGCGAUUCCACCACCUCCACGUGCAGCCCUUCCCUAUCAGCCGCCGCCACGUGUCCUCUUCUCUCAGCGACACGUGUCCUCUCUCCCCAGGAACCACCAGUGGCAUCCGACCGACCGAACCGGGGGAUGCUGACUUUCAGCAGCAGGCAGUCGCGACCUUGCCUCGUUAUAAGCUGGUGGAAGGUGCUCUUAAGGUGUACGCGCGCAGGUCACAGGGGCAGCUGAGGGAGGUGGUACUGGACGGGGAGGACGUGCGCGGCGAUGUGAUUAUAACGGUGUUGGCGAGCUGCACGCAGCUCGAGAAGCUGUCUGUGAGGAUGUGCACGCAUAUAAGCUCAUCUCACAUAAUCACACUCCUACAAUCACGGUGGGGCUGGGGCCCCCAGGCACCGUCAGCCGCACCAGCAGCAGCGCCAGCAGCAGCACCGGCAGCACCAGCAUCAGCAGCACCGUCAGCUGCCCUGUCAGCAGCAGCACCAGCACCCACAGAUGCCUUUCUUGGGUUGCCUCAAGUAUCCACAGACCCGACUUCUCGUCCCCGUCUGUGGCAGGUUCGCAUGGCGGGCAUUGACUGCCCUUCCAACGACUUCCUCUUUAUUUCCGACAUGCUCAAACGCGCCGCCUCCAAUCCUGCACUCAAUGAUACCACCGCUUCCUUGCCAAUGGGCUCCUCCUUUCCUCGAAGCACCGCGCUCAUCAGCACCUGCUCGCAGGUUCUUGCAGAUCCUCUGCUUUACAAAACAGGCCUUGCUGAGGGAAAAGGGGGUCCUGCAUGUGAUUAUAGCGAAGGGUUGUCCUUUGCCCCUGGGGAUGGAGCCUCGGUUCGAAGUUCCGCGUCUGAAGGUCUGGUUCGGGCAGAGCGAUCCAGAAAUUCGAAGUCGUUUCCGGGCAGGAGGCUGCAGAUUGUUUCGACCUGCCCGUCUGUUCUGGACGUCGAUUUCUGCCCGCGGUGCGCUAACAUCCGGGCAGUUUUAGACUGCCCGACAAGCCUGCAGUGGCGGCAGCACCUGGAACAAGUGGCUGAAGUUUCAACCUCCCUCAAACUGCAAGCAACGGCACGCUCACUUCUCAAGCAGCAGGCGUGUCGUGGCUGCAUGCGCUGCAUCCCGCGCUGCAUUUUCUGCGGCUCCUGCACCAAGCACACGUGCGUGCCGCUGGGUCAGAUCCAAGGUUCGGCCAUAUCAAGUGACACUAACAUGCAGGAAAUCUCCACAACAAGCUUUACUGUUGCCAACAGCGCGCUUGCCGGUGAUGAGGAUAAUGUGCUGGACAUUGGCCAGAGGGAGACAGUGGAUCUGGCGUCUACGGGGUGGGUGAUGUGUGGGUGCACACUGUGUUCCAAGGAGCAGUGCUCAUCUCGCAUGCUCACAUGUGUGGGGUGCAACUGGCGCUGCUGCCCAUGGCACAUUGACAAGUAUGCUGAGAUUGCGGUGUCCAGUACUAGCUUUGUCUGCGAGAUCUGCUCGCAUCAAGAUCGAGAUCCCAUCUAUGAUGUGUAGAGCCCCUAGAUUAGAUUGUUGUCUGAUAAACUUUUGUGAAACGUGUUUUUUUUAAUCAAGAAUCCAUAUGUUU
Molecule: messenger RNA, 2325 nt
Organism: Closterium sp. NIES-67
Lineage: Eukaryota; Viridiplantae; Streptophyta; Zygnematophyceae; Desmidiales; Closteriaceae
Source: the annotation of a GenBank genome assembly